AGCAGGGCUGUGGUACGGCAGCCUGGGUGUUUUUCAGAGAAAAGCAAGACGAGGUGCCUUGUGGGGCAUUUCCAGUCCCUGGGAGGGCACGUGUUUGCCUCUGGCAACAAGCCCGAGAUCCAGGCGGAUUUCCCAGUGGGAGUCUGUUAGGACAUCUCAGACUUCCCUGAAUGGCACAGCUCCCUUGGUGGGGUCUGGUGGGAGGGCAGCUGAGCACUGCCUGCCCUGGCUGUUCCCAGUGCUAGCGCUGGUUCACCACUGCAGAGCUGACCUCUCCUUGCCUCCCCAGUUUUAUUCCUUGGGAAGCCCUGGGUGGUCCUAGCCACUGCUGCCAGAGGGUUGGAAGUGCCUCAUUGCUGUGCACAGGGUGGUGUUCAGAAGAGCCACCUUUAUCUCAGCUCUGUCCUCAGCUCCUGACUGCCUGCAGCACGGCACAGUCUGGGAGGAGGAGUGGGAAUCUCCUGGUCACUCGUUUGGACUCGGCAGCCUGAAGCAGAUGAGGAGAGAGGUUCGUAAGCGCAGAAGCACCAAUGGAGACGUCUCCAGCUCAUCCCAGGACCCUCAGCCCUCCAAGGUGGGACAUGGCUCUGUUCCCCAGCCCAGCAGUGGUGCUCAGCAUGCCUCAGGUAAGCUUUAUGAAGAGGAAGAGGACGAUGCCCUGCCGGACUCGGACGCCCUGCCCGACUCAGAUGACGAGGUGGAGCUGGACAAGCCACGCCCCAUACAGAUUGUCCUUGCUCAUGAAGAUGACCAUAACUUUGAAUUAGAUGAAUCAGCUUUGGAAAAAAUCUUGCUUCAGGAACAUAUUAAAGAUCUUAACAUAGUAGUUGUGUCUGUAGCAGGAGCUUUCCGCAAAGGAAAAUCUUUUUUGCUGGACUUCAUGCUUAGAUACAUGUAUAACAGGACUUCUCCUUGUUGGAUAGGUGGAAACACGGAGCCAUUGACCGGGUUUACAUGGAGAGGUGGAUGUGAACGGGAAACCACUGGCAUUCAGAUUUGGAGUGAAGUGUUUGUAAUUGAAAAACCUAAUGGAACAAAGGUUGCUGUACUACUCAUGGAUACCCAAGGUGCCUUUGAUAGCCAAUCCACUAUCAAAGACUGUGCAACAGUUUUUGCCCUCAGCACCAUGACGAGCUCUGUCCAGGUAUACAACUUGUCUCAGAAUAUUCAGGAAGAUGACCUUCAGCACUUGCAGUUGUUUACAGAAUAUGGAAGACUAGCUAUGGAAGAAAUCUACCAAAAGCCGUUUCAGACAUUAAUGUUCUUAAUUAGAGAUUGGAGUUAUCCUUAUGAACAUGCAUAUGGCUUGGAAGGAGGAAGAAAGUUCCUAGAGAAAAGAUUGCAGGUAAAGCAAAACCAACAUGAAGAGCUACAGAAUGUAAGGAAGCAUAUUCACUCCUGUUUCAGUAAUCUUGGGUGUUUCCUGUUGCCCCACCCUGGUCUUAAAGUUGCAACAAAUCCAAAUUUUGAUGGGAGAUUGAAUGAUAUAGAUGAGGAUUUUAAGAAUGAGCUGCGGAAUUUGAUACCGUUACUGCUUGCCCCUGAAAACUUGGUAGAAAAAGAGAUUAGUGGAUCCAAGGUGACCUGUAGAGAUCUUGUAGAAUACUUCAAGGCUUACAUUAAAAUCUAUCAAGGAGAGGAGCUACCUCAUCCGAAAUCUAUGCUGCAGGCAACAGCUGAGGCGAACAAUCUUGCUGCUGUGGCAGGAGCAAAAGACUUGUACAGCAAAGGCAUGGAGCAGGUGUGUGGGGGAGAUAAGCCUUACCUUGCCCCGUCGGACCUGGAGCAGAAGCACCAGGAUUUCCGCGAGAGCGCCAUCCGCCACUUCCGCUCCGUCAAGAAGAUGGGAGGGGAGGAGUUCUGCCGGCGCUACCAGGAGCAACUGGAAGGGGAAAUUGAAGAGAUCUAUGCAAACUUCGUGAAGCACAACGAUGGCAAAAACAUCUUUUAUGCUGCUCGUACCCCUGCCACUCUCUUUGCAGUCAUGUUUGCCAUGUACAUAAUCUCAGGACUGACUGGGUUCCUUGGCAUGAACUCCAUAGCUGCCCUGUGUAAUCUCGUGCUGGGGAUGGCUCUUAUAUCGUUUUGUACUUGGGCAUACGUUAAGUACUCUGGGGAAUUCAGAGAAGUUGGAACAGCCAUUGAUCAGAUCGCUGAAGCUAUAUGGGAACAGAGGAAUCCCAGGAAGGUGUUUUCCAAACUCUUUGAAGUCCUUAGACGCCGAACGGUUCGUCGUGCUCUCACAUCAGUGCCGCGACAGCGACUCUCAUCCAACAAUAACAAGAAGAAAAACUAGCCAGUAUUUUUAACUUUCUUUCUGUAUCUGAAGUGUUCACACUUACACAUAUAGGACAAUAAGCUGGACCGUCUGGGCCGGUCUGCAUAAAUGCUGUAACCAUACCAGACUGAUGCUGCAUAUGGGGUAUGGAAUUGCACAUCCAUCUUCUAGGAACUGUAAAGUGGUUUGAAUUCAGUGAAAUACUGCUGUGUAGGAGGGGUAUCACUUGUGUCCAUAGCAUGUGACUGCUUUAACCUCAUUACUCGAGCAGCAAAAUUCAUUUCUCUUUCAGUUCAUGCCACUUUGUGUCAGACUUCAUCAUUCUAAGUUUUUUCAUGAUUUCAAAUCUCAUCUCUUUAUAUGAUUUUAUAUCUUCUUUUCCUUGGUUACCUCAUUUUCUUGUUUCUUUUGCACAUCUCUCAUUCCACAGGUGUUGAAGCCCAUGAGUGAUAAUUUGAUGGAGGAUCAUAUGAGGCAGUCUGUAAAAAACUCUAUCAAAGCAGGCCUGACCGAGCAGGUGGCUCACCAUGCCAGACUAAAGACAGACUGACAGUUCGUCUCCUCUUCAACUCUGCCCUCUCAUCCUAGACAUGCUUGCUGUACCAUGAGAACUCAAUAAUAAAAAAAAAUAAAUAAAAAUAAACCAAAGUUUACAAUCAACUGUAGAAGUAGUUUAGUGUGAUUGGCUUCACAGAUUGCUGCCAUCACCGGGGAAGAGUUACAUUUGUCAGUGCUCAGCUCUCAGACAAACUGGUGCCAUGGAGCCCGCUGGGGUGGGAGGGAGCGGCUCAGUUUUACGCGUUUGGGGGAAGGGAGGGGGAGCUUCCCCAGCGUUGUGAGUCCGUGCGGGCUCUGGCUCACAGGGGAGCCCGUCCCCUGCAGCAGCUGACUUCAGGGACGUGUCACGAUCAGCCCCAUCCAGCUGUGCUCUCCCCGAUGGCCCCAGCUCGGCACCACCCCCGGCAGCUCCCGCGAGCGUUUCUGUGCGCGGCCGGUGCAGCCGUCGGAGCAGCCCCUCCAUUACAACGCGUCUCCUGCUUUCUUGCCUUGUCCCAGUGUUACACAGAUGCAUGUGCUGGUUCCUCACGCAGAACUGGGCUGUCAGGGAGGCAGUGGCUCAGCACAGAGGGUGCCUCGCCUUGAACUCGCAGACCUGGUCCCGAGGGAGGUGCAUAUCGGAACUGAGCUGUCUUUUUCUGCAGUUUAGCCUUCAUGUAUAUAAUAUUGCCAUUAAUUCUACUGGGGAAGAAAUUCCAUCCAAAAAUGUUGCCUACAGCUACCAAGCAAUGAGUUAGGAUUGUCUGUACAGUGUGUUUAGUUUUUAUUUUUUAAGAAAUCACAGAUAGGGCAUGUAUAUGAAAUAUAAAUAUAUAAAUACGAUUUUGUAUCAAAGUUUUGUAGUUUAUGGCAAAACCUGGUUCUGUGGUAGCUAAGUGCAGUUCCUGUAAAGGAAUGUUUGUGGCUCAUGUAAAUGUGUGAAUGCAUCAACAAUUUGAAGUUUUUUGAUAUAUUUGUGAUAUUUACCUGCCUUGAGCACUGCAAUCUCUCACCCCCUUGGAAAAAUCAAUGGGAAUGUUUGUUGUGAAACUCUUGUCUUCUGUUGCAUUUUAAAGUUAUUUCCUGUAAUUUAUUUUCAGUACAUGAUUAAAAUCAGUUGUGUAUAUAUUAAAUGAAAUCCGUGCUUAUUUUUAAAAGAUGUUCAAGUAUUGUAUUCUACUACAUAAACUAUGUCAAAUACUUAUCCUGACAAUUAUAUGAACAGAUUUGUUCUAUUGUACUUCAUAGCUUUCUAUUGAAGCCGAUGUUCCUCUCAUGCUUGUCUCUGGAAGGUGACCUCUGUCCAGCUCAUACCCCCUCCCUGUAUAGGAAAACCUCCUGCUGUUCUUAAGCACGCUUUUGACUUGUGGAGUUGCUUGUCAGAUUCUGCCUUCCGACAAUUGUAUCACUCUGAAAUCUUGUUACUGGCUUUACUUUCAUUCUUGGCUAAAUCAGUAUCAACUGUGUGGAGUGUAAAGGCAGCUAAACAAUUAACUGCUGUAGUUUCAGCUGGAAAUGGCUGUGUGCAAUAGCUGGGUUAUUUGCAUUCCUAAAUGGUAACAAUUUUCAUCAACAUUUGAGCUUUAACAUCUCCCCUCUCUUGAGUGAGGGAAAUCAUCUGUCUAGGACUAAAGCAAUUGCACUGUGACUUUUGCACUGCAAAGAACUGCUGGGGAGUGGUGGUUACCUGUCCUCUGCAGGUGAGGGCUCAGCUCCAGGGGAAUGAUGCUAAAGAUGAGGUAGGAAUGUCGCAUUUUAUGAUAUCUCAACCUGUACAGAUUAAAUACUGUUAUUCAAACAA
This is a messenger RNA of Melospiza melodia melodia, 4616 nucleotides long. It is a transcript of the gene ATL2, whose product is annotated as atlastin GTPase 2. The record is from RefSeq and is a predicted model, not a curated record. Gene Ontology annotation, biological process: protein homooligomerization; endoplasmic reticulum organization. The transcript has 14 exons. The coding region runs from base 497 to 2296 and encodes 599 amino acids. NCBI's taxonomy places the organism in Eukaryota, Metazoa, Chordata, Aves, Passeriformes, Passerellidae. Gene Ontology annotation, molecular function: GTP binding; GTPase activity.